AUGUUACAGGUCUACUCCUCAAGUUGUGAACCCUCCUACUCCCUGACUCAUCUAUUCCCUAAAACUAUUCUUGAUCAGGACAAAAACCAGACCACGUGCUUCUCACUACACAAGGAUCUGUUGAUCUGUGGUACUGAGAAUGGUUAUAUCAAGCUGCUGGAUAUAAACUCUGAGAAGAUCCUAGUCAAGGCUAGAGUUAACUCCUACUACAUAUCAGAUAUUAAAUACCACCAAGGACGGUUAAUUAGUCUGGACUGCUUUGGAAAUAUCUUGCACUGGAAGCUUUUAGAGGUCCCCCCUUUCCUCCAGGCUCUGGGAAAUGAGAGCCCUGAGGUUCCUUUUCUUCUCCAGCAGAGGAAUAUCGAGCGUCUUCUAGACUUUGGGUCUGAUGAUCUCAUUCUCACAACCUUCAAGUCUCAUAUUACAGUGUACAAGGACAACGCUUUCCUUGUUAGCUUCCCAGUAUACUCAGAUGUAUUCUGUAUUGAUAAACAGGACAAGUUGGUUGGGUUUGGUUGCAAGGGUGGAGUGGAUAGGGAGUUUGUUAACCCUGUUGCUGGAAUAGUUUUAAUAGAUCCAACAUCACCUCCUUUCAUACCUAGGAUUUAUUUUCGGACUCCAGAUAAUGAUCCAGUUAUUUCCAUACAACUCACCUCAAGGUUUUUGAUCCUGGGUGAUAUCAAUGGUGAGAUUCAUCUGAUAAAUGUUGAAAACCUGGAUAUACCAUCUGGAGAAUCCUUUAGGGAUCUUAAACCAUCAGACAUCACCACGCUACGCAGUCAUGGAUACAGGGAUUUUGUUUGGGCGCUCAACACUGACGGUUUCAGGUUGUUCAGCGGGGAUGAGACUGGACAGAUCAUUGUACAUGACUUUCUCCACGUGGAUGCGCAGAAUGCCGCCUUACAAGAUGCGCAGACUCCAGCAUUAAAAAUGGAAAAUGUUAAAGACCAGGACGAACAAGACUCAGUUGAUAAAGAUGUUUAACGUGUUCCUCCACCUUCAGAUAAAUCCACAAAAGAUUAAGGAGAAAAUCCGCGGAAAUCUCAACAACCAAAGAAAAACUAACUGUUAAAAAGGACCAAUCAAAGUAUUAGUCAUACAAUGCACUGUUGACAUUUUUGUAACUGUGCAAAUUCGUUUUGAAUUUUCUAUUUUCAUUGUAAAUCAUCAGUUUAUUUAUUUUCAGA
Eurytemora carolleeae is the source of this 1187-nucleotide messenger RNA. RefSeq lists its product as uncharacterized. The record is from RefSeq and is a predicted model, not a curated record. Bases 1 to 984 code for a protein of 327 amino acids. The transcript has 10 exons. Lineage: Eukaryota; Metazoa; Arthropoda; Copepoda; Calanoida; Temoridae. Gene Ontology annotation, molecular function: protein binding.